UCGUCAUUCAGAUUUGGAGCUCCACCCCAACCUUCCAUGUUCCUUCCGGGCUAGGAGCUGUCGUCAAUAUCUUCCCUCAUGGAUUGAUAACGGGGCGAGUCCUUAGACUGAGAUUAUAACAGCGUCUCUGGGGCCAAUUGAGAUUUUGCUGCUGUCUUGAUUCUUUUUGAGAACACUGUUCUAUUAUUGCACCAGUCUCGGUCUAUAACACUUAGUGAUGAAGCUCCUCCUUGCCGCCCUGAUCGCGGGUAGCUCCGUCUUCGCGAGCUCAUCGCAACGACCUUUGACUCUUGACACUGACUUGAGCUUCCAAUCAACCAUUGGCGAAGUCUACAACUCGGGAUCUGCUCCAAGCUACCGUGCCUCGCUCGUCGCCCUCCACAAAGCUCUUGUGUCAAUACCCUCCGUAACUGGCAACGAGAACGAAGUCGGCACCUACCUAGUCGACUACCUGACCGAGCGAGGACUACACGCCCAAUUGCAGUUCAUCCCGCCAUCAAAUACCACAUCUGAUGCCUCCACGGACGAGAAGCCUCGCUUCAAUGUCCUAGCCUGGCCAGGCAAGACCCGAAACCCGAGCCCUAAAGUCCUAGUCAGCAGCCACAUCGACACCGUCCCGCCCUUCAUCCCGUAUUCCGCGUCCGACGACCCACCCAACGCCGAUACCGUGAUCGCCGGGCGGGGCAGCGUAGAUGCCAAGGCAAGCGUAGCAGCACAAGUUACUGCCUUGCUUGACCUGCUCCUCGACAAGUCCGUCAGCGACGACGUCAAGGACGUCAUGCUGCUAUACGUAGUAGGCGAGGAGACCAACGGCGCCGGGAUGCGGUAUUUCUCCGAGACGUGGGGCCUGCUGGAGCCCCCGCCCACCUUCAAGGCGGGUAUCUUCGGCGAGCCGACUGAGGGGAAGCUGGCGUGUGGGCACAAGGGCCAUCUUGCGUGCACCAUCAAGGCCACCGGGAGGGCGGGACACAGUGGAUAUCCCUGGCUGGGAAAAUCCGCGACGGAGGUGCUAAUGCGUGCACUGAUCAAGGUCCUUGAUACGGAUCUAGGGAGUAGUGAGAGGUUUGGGAAUACGACGGUUAAUGUGGGCCGCAUUGAGGGAGGGGUGGCGUCGAAUGUCAUUGCUGAGAAGGCGGAAGCAAGGUUGACGAUUCGGGUUGCUAUUGCGCCGCAGGAUAAGGGGGCUAAUGUGAUUGAGGAGAGAAUCAGCGAUGUGCUAAAGAGUGUGGACGAGGAUCUGGAGAUGGACUGUGGCAAUGGGUAUGGGGCUGUGAUAUGUGACUGCGAGGUUGACGGGUUUAAGAACAUCACGGUUAACUACGGCACUGAUGUGCCGAACUUGAAGGGUGAUCAUACGAGAUACUUAUACGGACCGGGCACGAUUUUCGUGGCCCAUGGACCGGACGAGGCGCUGAAACUGAGCGACCUCGAGGCGGCGGUGGAGGGGUACAAGAAGCUUAUUUUGCAUGCAUUGCAAAGCUGAAUACCGGCAUUACUCCCUACUUCAUUAGAACGUAAAGGAGCAACCAAUAUUAUAUUAAUUGGGCACAUCCUCUCGAUCUUAGAUAGUAAUCUAGGCUACGGGGAGAUGUGAUACAUGUACUACUUGACGCCUGUGGUACUUCAUUCGACAAUCCCCCUUGACAUCCACCCCUAACUAUUAAUAGUUGGGAAUCCGGCACGUCGGCCUGCCCGGUGGAGCUGUUCUUUUGCAACUCCAAGACCAAAGUGUGCUCCCGAUGGCUGCAACGAUGAUCUGGAUUUGGCACAAUAUUGGGCUCAAUGUUGGUAUGGAACCGCCGACUAUCAUGAGCAGUAGCUCCAUGGUUUGCCAUGAUAAGAUGUUGAAAGAGGUCCAGCUGUAAUCAUGUGGCUGUGCGAGAUGGAUGAGGCA
Molecule: messenger RNA, 1894 nt
Organism: Pseudomassariella vexata
Lineage: Eukaryota; Fungi; Ascomycota; Sordariomycetes; Amphisphaeriales; Pseudomassariaceae
Exons: 2
Coding region: 218-1483 (421 amino acids)
Molecular function (GO): hydrolase activity
Source: RefSeq, a predicted model, not a curated record